AAUUGUGCUACACUUCAGGGCAACUUACGGAAAUUGGACAGUUAUGAAGAUAUAUCGACAACUUCACAACGAUCUUCACACGCAUUAACUCUUCGAGCUCAGUCAACGUCGUGCCUGGAUUUGAAUACUCCCACCGACAUCGAUAAAUUACGAAGUUUACUUCCAUCAUACAGACAGGCCCCAGACUAUGAAACUGCGGUCCAACAGAAAUAUCGCAACUCAUCAAGUGCAAUUCAAAAUCGAGAACCUUUACACAACACUCACGCUAUUUUGUACAGUUCACAACCAGAAAUACACCAAACCGAUGGUUACUCCUCCCACCUGUGUUACCCGGAUGUAACUCACAAUAACAUUGAGCAGAAAAAUUUGAUAUCCACACUUUACAGUGCACCAUACACACAAUCACAAGGCAUGGUCAAUUUAACCGAAAGCAUGGGACUUUUACACCUUUAUAAACCUCCACCCCCAUACCCGAGCAAUAGAAUUAACUCAAAUUCUACUCCAGAUUUAGCUGGGCUUACGCAACAACACAACACUCAAAUUAGUUACAUUAAUAACAUUGUCUCCGGAUCUAGUCCUGAUUUAGUAUCAAAUGGAAACAUCAUCAAUCAGCAGUAUUUAAAACAGUACGGUCAAGCGCUUUACCCACAGCAACAAACUGAUCCCGUCCAUCGAUCGCACAGCUACCUAUCUGCACCUCAAGGACUGCCCCAAGCUGUAAUCGUCGAUAAUCCAAAUGUAACGAAACAUAUUAAAAAGGUUUAUGACGAACAUGGCAAUAUAAUCUACUGUAUGCCCGCAAAUAUGAAACAAAUACUGCAAGAGAAUAAACUACCAAGUACAGGGUUCGUAGUAACACGCAACCAAAAUGCGGUUGUCACACACGUUCAAGACUUGAAUAACUCCUGGGAGCCAAUCUACGAAAAUAUUCCACUCCCUUGGCAAAACGACGGUGGGGAAAUGCGAUCGCGUACCCAAAGCGUACAGUCGGCCCCAGAAAUUAGUCAAAUACUAAAUCAUACCCUAAUAAAUAACAUGACGGCUAACAUGCAACACUCAAAUGACAAAUCGAAUCGAGAAAACCUAUACGCCAACAUAAACCGAAGCGGAAAUAGUAAUAAGUCUUCCAAAAAUGAUUUGGUCGGUAGUACCGGAAGCUUAAUAAAUCAAUCGUCUUCGCAAAACUUGACACAAAUUUCCACGAGCACCGCUUUUAGUAAUAGUUCCACCGACACGUCCAUGACCAAGAUGAAUAAUACAUUUACAGUUGGUAAAUCGGCGAUGAGCACUCCUCUACCGGAAAGUAACACCAGUAGUGAGAUCAUUAGCGAUAUCAGCAACAGCUCGGGUAACAGUUCAGGUAAGACAAAGAGGAAACGAUGGGGUAUCUUAAUGGGCAGGAGUAAAUCAAACGAAAAAGUGAAAAGUGCGACGUUGGGAAGAGAGAAAGAGAAAAACAAGGAAAAGAACCAAACCAACCGUCAUAGGUGGUCGACAGGUCUACCGCGUUUGUAUCCGUUACCACCUUCGAUUAGUAAGGAAACAAUGUGCCAAGUCUUAGAAAAUAAGCUUGCCGAUAGUCAGUUGUUUUUCGAAUUUGACAAGAUACCUAAGAAGAAGCAGAACGCCGAUUUUACCACCGCCUUGCACCUCGACAAUGCGAAGUACAAUCGUUACAAGGACGUCUUGCCCUACGAAGAUAAUAGGUUAAGAUUGACUCCGACUCGAGAAAAUAAAUUUGGAUACAUUAACGCGUCGCAUAUUACCGCAACAGUUGGCAGUAAACAACGAUUCUAUAUAGCAAUGCAAGGACCUACGAAGCUUACGAUACCACAUUUUUGGCAAUGCGUUUGGGAAGCAGAGGUAUACCUUUUAGUGCAGCUCACUGAACUUUUGGAAGAUAUUAAUUAUUUACCAAAUGCGGAACAACGCUGUAUUGAUGCUAGUCAGGACUAUCAAAUUUGGUGGGAGUUCUCCCAAAAAACCGGCCAUUGCAUAACGAGUAAAAUACGUCUGUGCCAUGUUUCGUCGCGUCGAUAUAGAACUUUAUGGCAUCUUCAUUAUACCGAUUGGGGCGAGCACGGCUGUCCACAAUCGGUGUCACAUUUCCUCGGAUUUUUGGAAGAGUUACAGUCGGUACAGCAACACUCGUUAGAGGAAAUACCACCGGGACACAACAAAAAUCCUCCGGUUCUCGUGCACUGCACCGCAGGCGUUGGGAGAACUGGUUUGACAGUAUUGGCAGAUCUUUUACUUUACACGGUAGAUCACAAUCAGGAGGUGGAUGUAGCUAGAGUCGUCGGUCUGUUACGUCACCAACGCCCAUUUAUGGUACAAACAAUUGCUCAAUAUCGUUUCGUGUAUUCACUUCUCAUUCAUUAUUUAAAGCAAACUCGCCUUAUAUGAGUAAUAUGAGUGCCAUGAACCAGUUAUUAAUCACUUUAAUUGAUUUGUCAUAAUCAUAACAACGUACUUAAAUUUUAAACAUUUAUUUAUAUGUAUUUUAAAAAAGUAUUAACACUGAUGUGCGUUUUUAACAUGAUGUUUUGAAGUAAAAGAGGCUGUGUAGAAUACUA
Molecule: messenger RNA, 2576 nt
Organism: Photinus pyralis (common eastern firefly)
Lineage: Eukaryota; Metazoa; Arthropoda; Insecta; Coleoptera; Lampyridae
Product: tyrosine-protein phosphatase non-receptor type 14-like
Exons: 6
Biological process (GO): protein dephosphorylation
Molecular function (GO): protein tyrosine phosphatase activity
Source: RefSeq, a predicted model, not a curated record